CUUUGCUCGUGGUUUAAUUCAAGUUUACAUGUUUCCAUGGCAUACAUAUCUAUUAGUAAGAUAUUACAACAUACAGUCUGGAAACUUGUACAAUCCCAUCUGUGAAAGCAAAGAACAAGAGAACCAACACAAGGACACUUCUUGGAGCAAACUGGACACAAGAGACAAGGAAUAGAAGCUUAACACAGCAGCAACAGCAGUAACCUCGCAGAAGCAGCAGCAGCCUAGCAGCAGGAGCAGACUCUGCAUCUAUAGAAUCUGAGCUAGCUAGCUAACGAACCUUUCCUGGAGAAAUCAAGUCUUCACUCCUGCUUCUGCAAACAUUGAGAGUUCUGGUCCGUACAACAGAAAGAAUGGGUGUCAUAUACUAAGCUAAGGUAUCAGUAACCUUAUACUAAAAGUAACAACUACACGGAGUUAGUUUGCACGAAGUUGCACUCAACUCACGUUGAUUAGCCACUUCAGCUAGAUGUUUCAGCUCUCAAUGAUACAUUGACUGCUUGAUGAACUAGAGCCAUCAGCGCGAAGCUGCUUUAGACACCAAACACAUAUUGGACAUGGAAAUCAAACAAAUACCCUGCUGCUCGGCAAACACAGAUAGACACAGGAAAAAAGAAUAAAAUGAAAAUUGGGCUGCCAUUGCACCGUCCCUGACUAAUUACUUUAGAAGCAAAAGGGACUACCAAAACUGCAGGAGCAAAACAAUCCCAAUCACUGUCCUAGCCUCCUAGUUUCUUAAUAUACAAAUGAUUCGAAUUACCUCAAAGCUUUUGCAGUCCUUGCGGAGAAUACCUAAGCACCUCAAUGAACUUCGACUUCAACUCGUACGAUUCCAACAGGGAAGGCGCAAACCGAGGGGGACGACGCAGAGAGUGGGUAAUUGCCUUAUAAGUUGUAUUUGAUCGUUCAAUACGGUGGUGACAGAACAGUACUUAGACGGACCCAGAGGUCCGGUCAAAACGAGGGAUUCGUCGUACCUGUUUUACAGAAUCAAGAAGGAAUACAACGAACGGCAUUCAGUGGAGGCAUUUGGUAGGGACCAGAGAUCAACCGGAGGCAAAGAGCUGGUGACAGUCUGCCGGAGAGGGAGAGGGAGGAACAAACGCUAUAUUUUGGGUUUCAUUUUUUCUGCUUUUUUGUUCUUGGAGAAUAACAGACGCUAGAAGACAGGAAACAAAGAAUUCUCCGUCUGUUUGGGAAAAUAACGGUUUGGCCCGGUCUAUGAUCAUCAGGUUUGAGCUGUGGUUCAAUGCAGUCGACCAAUGCCACGUCAAUUUCACGUGGACCAAUAAAAAACCGCGUUACCUGUGCCGCACUUUUUACUGCGUCACUGUAGCAUUGGCCCAGUAAAUGAGCACUCCAAUGUGGGCUUCCCACUGGCCCUUUAUAACGUGGUUCUUUAUAAUUAGGGAUAUUGGGCUUUAAUUAUUCUGGCCCAUCCGGGGUCUCUAUAAGUAAAGUGAUCAAUACAGAUGUUCUUUUUUAAUUGUAGAAUAAAAUCAGAUGUUCUGAUUUCUGAAUCUGCGUGAUUGGAAGCCUUCUUCUCCAUCGCGUUCAUGAAAGAACUAAAAUUCCGUCGUUGAUUUUCUAAGCUUUUGGCGGAAAUUGUUGUUGCUCUCUCUGGAUAUACUAGUUUCCGUUCUUCUUCUUUGCCGACGCCGACAUUUUUAUUCCCAGACUGAGCUCAGAGCCAGUUUUUGGCCUGUGAAUAUAUAGAUAGUAUACAGGCCGGCCAUUCAUGGAUCCUUCAAUAAUGAAACUCCUCGAGGAAGACGAGGAUGAGACGAUGCAUUCGGGUGCCGACGUCGAGGCUUUCCAGGCAGCUCUCAAUAGGGACAUUGAAGGCCACGCUUCCAAUUCUCAGAAUCAAGCUCAUAAUACGGUUUUUCCAAGCGAAAGCAACCGAGGUUCCUCUCAGCAAUUUCAAAGUUGGCCAUCAAUGGGACAAGAUCGAGUUCCGUCUGGCUCAAGCAACCAGGGGCCACAUAAUUUAUCGCAUCAACAACAAUUAUCACAUCAACAGCAGCAACAACAACAACAACAUCAAUCGCCUAUGAUGAUCGAUCAACGAUCAUCUGUAGCUGAGAAACAGCAGCAACUUAAUAAUGUGCCGCGGGGACAAAAUCCCCUUGCUUUGCAUAAGAACCAACCCCAAGACGAGCUUCAACAGGUUAAGGUGGAACAUGCUGCCGUUCAAGCUCCCCAGACAAGUGGGGCGACGAUUUCUGAUAAAAGUCCUGCUUCAGUAUCUGAGCCUGUUAGGUUGCCGAACCCCAUUGGUAAAUCCCAAUUCUUAAGGAUGCCCCCACAGACAUCCAUGGAACAGACUGUUAACUCAAGGUAUCAGGGUCAGCAAAUACCAUUUGUGCUGUUGCUGCCUACUUUAAGACCCCAUCUUGAUAAAGACAGGGAGAUGCAGCUUCAGACUAUCUUCACUAAACUAAGGAAAAAUGAGAUCCCAAAAGAUCAGUUCGUCAGGCAUAUGAGGAAUAUUGUUGGGGAUCAAGUGCUAAAAUUGGCAGUAAAUCAGUGGCAAGAGCAGCAAGGAACCAACCAAUCUCAGUUACACUCCCAAGCUUUAGCCCGUCAACCAAAUACUAGGAUGCCUAUCAGUCCCGGUUCUUCUCAACUUGGUGAUUCCAAUCCAUUUGCACUUCAUCAAAAGGGAUCAAGCUCUUCCACCGACCCAACUUACAAUGGUCAUCCGUCAGUCAAACUGCAGGCUGAUAAUUCAACUCAUGCUCUUGCUGGAACGAGUACUCCUAAUUCCCGACAGGUGGAUUCCCGUGCAGUUAACUUCAGUCAAAUGUCUUCACCCAUUGCCAAUCCAGAGAGAGAUGGCACUUCAAUUUCAACACAAGGACACAAUAAGCAGCAGCAACAACAUUUACACUUCCCACAGACAUCUUUCCCUAUGUAUGGAGGAGCUGGGAGUAAUUAUCCCACAUAUUCUGGUUCAGGAGGCACAUCUAUGAAGCCACAGCCUUCAGAACUACAAAUGAGGCAGAUUCAUCAUCAAGGGGCAGCUACCACUCAGGUGGGAACAUCCACCCAGGCAAUGAGCUCCCUCAACGUGCCCAAAUUGGAGAGGCAAGGUCCAGCUGUUGAGUCCAAUAGAGCGCAGAGUGGUCCUCUAUCCCCUUAUCCAAGCAAGCCAGCAUUGCAACAAAGUUCAGUUCCUUGGCAGACGUCAACAAAUAAAGACCAGAAUCCUGCCCCUUUCCAACCAAUGAAUUCGGUGAAACAGGAGAGAGUUGAGCAGGCUAGUGAGCUGCCGCAGAAGUCCCAGUUCUGUAACAACCAGGAGUCAUCUGCUGGUGCUGAACUAGGAAAUGCAACUUUGGGGAAUUCCAAGGAUGCCUCUUCGGAUAAGCAGCCGUCAGGUGUUGGGUUCUCUUCAGCCUCUGAUGCAGUGCCCCCAAAUGCAGUUUCCCAAACUGUCACAACCCAGACUGACCACCCUACCCAGGCUGCCCCCAGGAUUCCUCCCGUAACUUCACCUGCUACUACAAAUUCAAGAACACCUCCAAAAAAACCCUCCGUCGGGCAGAAAAAAAAUCCACUAGAAGCUGUUGGAUCUCCCCCGCCUGGUGCAAGUAAGAAGCAGAAGGUUUCUGGGGCCUUUUCAGAUCAAAGCAUUGAACAACUGAAUGAUGUUACUGCUGUCAGUGGAGUUAAUCUUCGGGAAGAGGAAGAACAAUUGUUCUCUGCAAACAAGGAGGACAGUCGUGUCUCCGAAGCAUCUAGAAGAGUUGUACAAGAAGAAGAGGAGAGGCUGAUUUUGCAGAAAACCCCUCUUCAGAAAAAAGUGGCAGAGAUCAUGGCCAAGUGUGGUCUGAAGAAUGCUAGCAAUGAUGUAGAGAAGUGCCUGUCCUUGAGCGUGGAGGAGAGAAUGCGGAGUUUGAUAAGUAACAUGAUCAGAAUGUCGAAACAGAGGGUUGAUUCAGAAAAGUCAAGACACAGGACUGUGGUUACCUGUGAUGUCCGGCAACAACUCCUGGCAAUGAACCAGAAAGCUAAGGAUCAAUGGGACAGAAAGCUGGCUGAAGCAGAAAAGCUACGGCGAGUAAAUGAUCCCGAGGAUGAUGAUGGAGCUGAAGGGGACAAGGAAAAGGACGAUGGUAAAGGAAAAGCACCCAAGGUGAACAAAGAGGAGGAUGACAAAAUGAGAACAACAGCAGCAAACGUGGCAGCCAGGGCUGCUGUUGGUGGAGAUGACAUGCUGUCGAAAUGGCAGCUCAUGGCUGAGCAAGCCCGACAGAAACGUGAAGGUGGUCAUGAAACUGCAUCUUCUUCUCAGUCAGCUAACAAAGAUGGGAGCCGUAAGGCCCAAUCAUUCUUCGGAAGGAAUGGCAGUCAAGAUGGAACAAAGAAGAGCUCUGGUCUUGGAUCCUUUGGUGGUAGGAAAUUUGGAAGGAGCCAGGUUGCAGGAGCACAGUUUAGGGAGGUUCGGAGUUUAACCAUCAAGGACGUGAUUGCAGUGAUGGAACGAGAGGCUCAGCUGUCGAAGUCAACUCUGAUCUAUAAGCUGUACGAGAAGAUCCAGUCCAAUCCGCCACCGGAAUGAUAAGAUCCCCUGCAGCUCCAAACCAGCUGCAAUGAAUUUGGAAGCCUGAUGAUCGGGCUAAUGUGGUUGCAGAGUCCAGUUUGUUGCUUGUACUUAAAAGAGCAGUUAUUGUUUGUGUUGCCUUUGGACACACUGCUGUAUUGGGCUAGUACAAUUGUAAACUCUCAGUGAUAGAAAUGUGCAAUUGCUUAUACUGUACAAAUGUUUGUGAUGACGAGUGCCAAGAGUUGAAUAUAUAUAUACAUGUAAUGUGCUCUAAGGAGUUUUCUGGUUUGAUGGGAAGCUCCUUCCCCUUUAUUUGAUACAUAAUAAUUUCCUUCCAUUGCCAUUAUCCUUCGCAGGAUGCAAGACUUUUUUUUCCUUUCUUUCUAAUGGUGAUAUUUAUUGAAAUUAAGGAAAAGAUAUUAU
Molecule: messenger RNA, 4975 nt
Organism: Linum trigynum
Lineage: Eukaryota; Viridiplantae; Streptophyta; Magnoliopsida; Malpighiales; Linaceae
Source: the annotation of a GenBank genome assembly